Pelobates cultripes (western spadefoot toad) is the source of this 363-nucleotide messenger RNA. Lineage: Eukaryota; Metazoa; Chordata; Amphibia; Anura; Pelobatidae. The record is from the annotation of a GenBank genome assembly.
AUGUCCCAUAGAUCCGCCAAAAGACCGGCGAAAGCCGACAAAACAAUGUUCUUUAUGGCGAAAGCUGCACACGGAAAGCAAAGCCGCGAGGAAAUCCAAGAUGGCGGCGGCCACGGAUCCAGGGAGGUCUCUCCAUCUCCUCCCUCCUCACCCACCUCACUACUAGAGGAUAGCCCCCUCACGCUGGCCACAAUGAAGUCCUUUAUGGCAGACUUCACAAUGCAGAUACAAGGCACCAUUGAGGGGCAGCUCAAAACACUGGUAGGCGAGUUUAAAAGAGACAUACAGGACCUGGGCCUACGCACAUCCCAUAUAGAGAAUGCAAUCAUGCAAACAUGCCUCCGCGCACAACAGCAUGGCUGA